This is a messenger RNA of Cladophialophora psammophila CBS 110553, 2085 nucleotides long. RefSeq lists its product as uncharacterized. Gene Ontology annotation, molecular function: sulfate transmembrane transporter activity. The transcript has 2 exons. Gene Ontology annotation, cellular component: membrane. The record is from RefSeq and is a predicted model, not a curated record. The coding region runs from base 1 to 2085 and encodes 694 amino acids. Lineage: Eukaryota; Fungi; Ascomycota; Eurotiomycetes; Chaetothyriales; Herpotrichiellaceae. Gene Ontology annotation, biological process: transmembrane transport.
AUGAAGUUCUUCAAAAGCGUCAAACACUCUCUUGAGACCGAUGUCAACUGGCAUAAUGCACGGCGAUAUGGUGUACAAGGCGCCCGUGCAUUCCCCUCGGCGGCGGCCACCUAUGUUCUUGACAAAGUGCCCAUUGCCAGUUGGCUGCCUCGAUACAAUCCUCGAUGGCUCGUCAACGACUUCAUUGCAGGCCUUACACUGGGCAUCAUGCUGAUCCCUCAGGGACUGGCAUAUGCCAAGAUUGCCACAAUCCCCGUGCAGUAUGGUCUGAUGGCCAGCUGGCUGCCAGGCAUCCUGUACACCUUCAUGGGCACCUCCAAAGAUCUCUCCACGGGUCCCACUUCGCUCAUCGGUUUGCUCACCGCGGACAUCAUCAAAGAUCUUGUCAAGGAUGGUUAUACUCCCCAGCAAAUUGCCUCCGCGGUGUCUUUGGGCAUGGGUGUCUAUGGCAUGGCCCUUGGAUUCUUGAAACUGGGCUUCCUCCUUGAUUUUGUUUCCACACCUGUUCUCAAUGGCUUCAUCUCCGCUGCGGCCAUUGUCAUUGGGUUGGGACAGGUGGCCUCGUUGCUCGGUGAGCCUGGUGGCGGCGACGGCACGGCUCAACAGAUCAACUAUGUCUUCUCUCAGCUCCCGCAGGCGGGAGGGAUCACGUGCGCGAUCGGCUUCUCCGCCAUGGUUAUCCUGGUGUCCCUGGACCAAGUCGGCAAGAAAUGGGGGAACAAGAGCCGCAUCGCAUUCUACCUCUCAAUCAGUCGAGCCUUCAUUUGCGUCCUGUUGUACACUGGCAUCAGCUACGCUGUCAAUCACAAUCGAGCCAGCGACGACCAUCUCUUCGCCGUUGCCAAGGUCAAGGCCGAUGGUCUCCAAGGGAGCGUUGUCGAUUCAAAACUAUUUUCCAAAACCAUUGGCCGGAGCAUUGCUCCCUUCGUGGCCGCCGCGCUCGAACACGUGGCCAUUGGACGAGCAUUUGGAAUUCGCAAUAACUACUUACCUGAUAUCUCCCAGGAACUCUGCUACCUUGGUGUCGUCAACAUGGGCAACAGUUUCUUCAUGGCCAUGGGUGUUGGUGGCGCCAUGUCACGAACAUCUGUCAAUUCGGGGUGCAAAGUGCGCUCCCCUCUCUGUGGCACCAUCACCACCGCUGUCGUCUUGAUCACCAUCUACGAACUGACCGGGGCGCUUUACUGGAUCCCGAAAGCUGUUCUUUCCGCCAUUGUCAUCACCGCCAUCUGGCCGUUGAUUGGAAGCUGGCGCACCUAUUACUACUACUGGCGCACCUCUUUCACCGACUUUGUUGCUGCAAUGCUGGCAUUCUGGCUGACGUUGUUCAAAUCAUCUGAAGUCGGAAUUGGAACCGGCGUGGGAUGGUCCAUUGCCGUCUCAUUGAUUCGACAAGCAUUCAAGCGUGUCCCGAAUGUCAAUUCGGCGUCCGCCUCGCCUCUUGUAAGAUCGAUCGAUGCCGCAAGAGACAUGCCCGACAAUGUGCCUGCCGAUACUGAAAUUUUCGUGUUCGCCGAGUCAAUCUUCUUCCCGAACGCCCACCGAUUCAAGACCGCGAUUUUGGAUACGAUCAAGACACAUCACUCGCCUUCGUUUCUUUCGCCUGAGAGUGAAGAAGCCGAGAGGACAUGGUCCGUUGUAGGUGAGAAGAGAGUGGCCAAACUCCGAAAAGCCGUCGGCGCGGGAAGCAGUUCCGUCCUUCCUCCCAUUCGACUCCUCAUCCUCGACUUCACCAAAGUGAAUCACUUUGACACCACGGCCAACUUGAAACUGCGAGAGCUUUUCAACGAGGCUAGAAAGUAUGGUGGUGAUUCACUCGAGAUAAGGUUUGUGGCAUUGAAUGCUACCGUACGAGCACGACUUGAGAGGGCAGAGCCUGGCUGGAUUCUCAUCGAUGCAGACCAGGCAGAAAGUGCGGACCCAGACGAGAAGACGAACCCAUUCACUGUCAGGGUGUAUGAAAGCGCCAAGGAGGCAAUGACUGCGCCGAGAUAUUAUCAACCGGAGCAAAUGGUGGACGUGAACGUGGACGACGUGGAAGUGGUGAACGAGAAGAUGACUUCUAAGCAUGUUGAGACUGUCUGA